Molecule: messenger RNA, 1260 nt
Organism: Onthophagus taurus
Lineage: Eukaryota; Metazoa; Arthropoda; Insecta; Coleoptera; Scarabaeidae
Product: phosphoglycerate mutase 1-like
Biological process (GO): glycolytic process
Molecular function (GO): intramolecular phosphotransferase activity
Source: RefSeq, a predicted model, not a curated record
UGUUACGCAAUAUGCGAUAACUGUACACGGCGAGUGCAGUUUACCAUUGAAAUGCCAUUGAAGGUAAUGAGCUCGAGAUUGUCUCGGAUUUUUUCUUUGUGUAAGGUUGAAAUAUCAAAAUUGACUUGUAAGUCAAAAUAAUAUUCACUUGUUAUUGUUAUUAUUUUUGAAUUCAUGUCAUAAUGUCGUCCCUCAAAAUCCUCCGUGUUCACAAAAUUCCUUUUAAAAUAAUCGCUUCGAUAUCGCAACAAAAUGGCCCAACCAAACCAAAAUCGUGCUCUCUAUCGACGUGCCCCCACAAGAAAAAUCACCCCCCGCUCACAAAACCCGCAUUAACCCCAACAACCCCAAAACCAUGUUGUAUGUGUUCGUGCAAAAAAGAAAACCCAUGCGAAAAACCCACGUUACCACCCCAAAAAACUUACAAAAUCGUUAUGAUUCGCCACGGGGAAUCAGAAUGGAACAAAAAGAACCUAUUUACAGGUUGGUACGAUACCCAUUUAUCUGAGAAAGGGCAUAAGGAAGCGCAAAGGGGCGGUGAGGCGCUAAAAAAGGCGGGUUAUUGUUUUGACGUGGCGUUUACGUCGGUUUUGACUCGAGCCAAUAUGACCUUAAAUUAUGUUUUGAAAGCCGUAAAUCAAACCGAUAUGCCCAUUAUUAAAACGUGGCGGCUUAACGAGCGCCAUUACGGCGCGUUAACAGGCUUGAAUAAAGCUGAAACAGCCGCGAAAUACGGCGAAGAUAAAGUUACGAUUUGGAGGAGAAGUUACGAUAUUCCUCCACCUCCAAUGGAAAAAAGUCACCAACAUUACAAAGACAUCGUUUUUGAUUCAAGGUACGCCAAUGAUCCCCCGCGAGAUCAAUUCCCGAUGUUUGAAUCAUUAAAAAUGACGUUGGAGAGAACUUUGCCGUUUUGGGAGGAACACAUCGUUCCGGAAAUUCAAACUGGAUAUCGCGUGAUUAUCGCGGCUCACGGAAACAGUUUGAGAGGGUUGGUUAAAAUCAUUGAAAGGCUGACUGACGAUCAGAUUUUGAAGGUGAAUUUGCCGACGGGAAUUCCGUUUUAUUAUCUGCUGGGGGAGGAUAUGAAAGCGCUGCCUGGAACGACGAUGCAAUUUUUAGGGGACCCGGAAACUGUUAGGAAAGCCAUGGAGGCGGUUGCUAAACAAGGGAAAAAGCAAUGAAGAAAAGAAGUUUUUUAAAGGAAUAAUUGUUAUAGUAUUAAUAAUAAAGUAAAAGUUAGUUUCUUUUUAAAACUAA